UUCUAUAUAAACACGACUGCAGACCCCCGAAAUAUCAUCAGUCACAAUUCAAAGCUAAGCGAGUUCAACUUCAAGCAAGCCCAACACACAAAAUGUUCAAAUACGUCGCCAUUGUUGCCCUUCUGGUUGCCUCCGUCAGCGCCGGUCUCAUUGAGACUCAUAGCGUGCUCCACGAGCCCGUGCUGGCCAAGGUGGGCACCGUUGUCCACAGCGCUCCCUCGGCUGUCUCCCACCAGAGCAUCACCCAGGUCCACAGCAAGCCAGUCGUCCAGCACGUUGUUGCUCCCGUCCUGAAGACCACCAUCCACGCUGCUCCAGCUGUCCAUGCCGUCCAUGUUGCUCCUGCUGUGGUGCCAGUCGUCCACUCCGCUCCUCUGGUCAAGUCCGUGCUGCAUACAGCUCCCCUGGCCUACACUCUGCACCAUUAGAUGUGACUUUAUCUCUG
Drosophila navojoa is the source of this 445-nucleotide messenger RNA. RefSeq lists its product as uncharacterized. The record is from RefSeq and is a predicted model, not a curated record. Lineage: Eukaryota; Metazoa; Arthropoda; Insecta; Diptera; Drosophilidae.